UCAAAGAUAUUCACAUUAAUGAAUCAACCCAUUGUUUCCCAUAUUUACAUAAUGAAAUGCAUCAGGUGAAAAUGACGAUAAAAUUCAGUAACAAGUACUGAAGAUAACGAUUGAAAGCAAAAUUUAUCUGCGAAAUUUACGUUUACGGUAAAAAAACAGAUUUGAUUUUAUUCCCUUUUCCAUCGCAUUGCAAUUGAAGACUAAAAGACUGUUCAUUUGUGCCAUUUAUCUAAUUGAAUGUAAAAAAGAAAUUCUUUUAUCAUUAAAUGAAUUUUCUCCUUGACUCUCACUAAACCUUGUUUUACUUCUGUGUACUUAUUUUGAUGAGUUGAAGUUUACUGCACUUGCUGUGGAAACGUUACAAAGAUGACACUUUUACUCAUAGUUAUUAGCUUUAUCGGUGUUCUUCAUGGAUCUGUCCAUGCAACUCAAAACAGUUCCGAUGUUGGUCUAACGAUUGGCGAUCUGAUAACCUCAAGAGGCUUCAUCCAUGAACCGCACUAUGUGACGACUCGGGACGGUUACAUUUUGGGAAUUCAUCGAAUGAUCAAUCCGUUGAGCAGAAAAUACAUAGCAGGAAAACCAAAACCAAUUAUCCUUCAAUGUGGCCUUCUUUGUUCUGGAUCCGAGUUUCUCGAUAACUCCGACAGCGGUUACCUCAACGAAACAAUGAUUGCUUAUCGCCAUGUCCUCAACAUGAUCGAUUUCGAAUCAGAAGGAAACAACUUGGGCUUUCUUUUGGCGAAUCUUGGUUUCGAUGUUUGGUUUUUCCAUCCAAGAGGAAACAUGUACUCGCGAAAUCACACCACACUGGACCCUGAUUCAGAUAAAAGCUAUUGGCAAUUUACUUGGGAUCAAAUGGCCUUAAUCGAUCUUCCAGCAACUUUUGAACUCAUCAUGAACCAAACCGAACAAACUGUUGGUUACAUUGGCUACUCUCAAGGUGGAACAACAAUUUUUGGACUUUUAUCAGAGUGGCCCGAAUAUUCUGCAAAUGUGGUUCCAAUCAUCAACAUUGCUCCAGCAGUUCGACUCGACAAUUAUGCUGGUCUUCCCUAUCAAUCCAUCCUCGAGUCUCCCCUGGUAAUGAACUAUGUGAUGAACAGAGGAGGGGAAUGUUUUGGUCGGCAGCAAUUUUCAUUUUGUGAGGAAAGUCCAAUUAUGAAGAUUGUGUGCAAUUUCGUCACCUUUAACUUGUUGAGCAUCAAUAAAAAUCAAGUCGAUCCUGAUCGAAUUCCCGUCUUUAUGUCACACAUUCCUUCUGGCACUUCUUGCUGGGACAUUUUACACCUUGUCCAGUUGAUAAAGAAUAAAAAUUUUGCCAAGUUCGACUUUGGAAAGACAAAGAAUUUAAUCAAAUACAAUUCAACUUCACCGCCACUCUACGAUCUGGGAAAAGUGGUUACAAACGAUCUAUACUUAGUGCAUUCUAUUGGUGACCAUUCAGCUGAUCCAGCAGAUAUUACGCUUCUUAAAUCACUUCUUACUUCAGUUCCCACCAUUUAUGAUCAUGUAAUUCAAGAGAAAACUUUUGACCAUUUGGACUAUUUCAUGUCUAAAAAUAUUGGAACUCUGGUUAAUGGUCCGAUCGCUCGAAUGUUGGACAAGUACAAUCCUUGAUUCAUUUGGUUCUUUUUCAAUGAAAACACAGAGUCUCUCAACUUUUGAUCAAAAACUUUCUCAUUGCAUGGCUUCCACCUGAUUUAAGAGUAAACUUUUUUUUUCUUUGCAUCACUAUUUUUUUACCGAUUGGAGCCUAAUUUAUCAUUUCAAUAAAUGUAAAAAGUGAG
This is a messenger RNA of Tetranychus urticae (two-spotted spider mite), 1790 nucleotides long. The record is from RefSeq and is a predicted model, not a curated record. Lineage: Eukaryota; Metazoa; Arthropoda; Arachnida; Trombidiformes; Tetranychidae.